AUGGUUGAAGAAACUUCCUGUGACGGUUCAAAGAGGAAACAUUGCAACGGUGGUGAAGAAACUCACCUCGAUGAGCUUAGCAAUGGAGACAAUGGGGUUUCAUCAUCAAAGAGAGCUAGGGUUUCAAGAGGAGAAAUGACGUUUCAGGAUAUCUACGGUGCAGAGACGUUGCUGAAUGAAGAAGAUGAGGAGGAUGAUAGUGAUUGGGAGCCUAUGCAGCAGACGAUGAUGCCCGUUGAGUUUGUGAAAUGGUGUUGCGUUAAUUGUACUAUGGCGAAUCCUGGUGAUAUGGUUCAUUGUUAUAUAUGUGGUGAGCACAAGGAGUCUGGCAUCCUGAGGCAUGGCUAUUUGGCAUCACCGUUUUUCAAAGACACUGGUCUCAUUGAAGUCGAAGAGAAAUGUGGAGGAAAUUCAUCUGCAACCAGCUCAACAGCUGUUGGUUUCGACGAGAGAAUGUUGCUACACUCGGAAUUCGAAGUGAAGCCACAUCCACAUCCCGAGAGACCUGAUCGUCUUCGAGCUAUAGCUGCUAGUCUUGCCACAGCUGGUAUAUAUCUAUCAGUUUGCCAUAUUAAUACCCUUGAAAGUAGUUUUUGUAUUCACAACGUUUCAAAACUUGCAGGCGUCUUCCCUGGAAGAUGUAUGCCUAUUCAUGCAAGGGAGAUCACGAAACAAGAGCUCCAGAUGGUCCACACUUCAGAGCAUGUGGACGCUGUUAAUAUCACAAGCCAGCUUCUCUACAGCUACUUCACCUCUGACACAUAUGCUAAUGAGUAUUCAGCACGUGCUGCUAGACUUGCAGCAGGUUUGUGCGCUGAUUUAGCUACAGAAAUUUACUCUGGCCGUGUGAAAAAUGGUUUCGCUUUGGUUAGACCUCCCGGUCACCAUGCUGGCAUCAAACAUGCUAUGGGGUUUUGCCUUCACAAUAAUGCAGCUGUUGCUGCAUUAGUAGCACAGGCAGCAGGGGCAAGGAAGGUGCUGAUUGUGGACUGGGAUGUCCAUCAUGGAAAUGGAACCCAGGAGAUAUUCGAGCAAAACAAAUCUGUAUUGUACAUUUCCUUGCACAGACAUGAAGGGGGAAACUUUUAUCCUGGUACUGGAGCUGCUGAUGAGGUUGGUACAAAUGGUGGUGAAGGUUAUUGUGUAAAUGUUCCAUGGAGCUGUGGUGGAGUUGGUGAUAAAGACUAUAUCUAUGCCUUUCAGCAUGUUGUUCUACCAAUAGCUUCUGCAUUUUCUCCUGAUUUUGUCAUCGUAUCAGCUGGAUUUGAUGCGGCUAGAGGAGACCCAUUAGGAUGCUGUGAUGUAACUCCAGCUGGUUAUUCUCGAAUGACACAGAUGUUGGGUGAUAUCUGCGGUGGGAAAAUGCUAGUUAUUCUCGAGGGCGGGUACGUUUUCUGAAUAGUCUCUUGUUUGCAAGGGGGUAGCUUCUAAAGCUCUUUCUCCUUUUGGUCAUUAUUUGCAGCUACAAUCUUCGCUCCAUAUCUUCUUCUGCUACUGCAGUGAUCAAGGUUCUUCUUGGUGAAAAUCCUGAGAACGACGACUUGCCUAUAGCUACCACGCCUUCAAAAGCCGGCUUGGAGACUGUUCUUGAUGUAAUGAAUAUCCAAAUGAAGUUCUGGCCAUCACUUGCUACCGCAUACUCCAAGUUACUCUCAGAGUGGGAAACACGUCUUAUCGAAAACAAAAAGAACCACCAGGUGAAAAGGAAGCUGCUUCGUGUUCCUACUUGGUGGAAAUGGGGAAGGAAGAAGUUUAUGUACAGGUUUCUCUCUGCUCGUAUGACUUCAAGCUGAAAAAGAUGGUAGAACACAAUCAUCCUGAUCCCUCUUAGCAAUUGUAUUCUAACUCAAGUCUUUUGGUACCACGAGAA
Messenger RNA from Eruca vesicaria subsp. sativa (arugula), 1870 nucleotides. Lineage: Eukaryota; Viridiplantae; Streptophyta; Magnoliopsida; Brassicales; Brassicaceae. The record is from the annotation of a GenBank genome assembly.